Messenger RNA from Phyllotreta striolata, 930 nucleotides. NCBI's taxonomy places the organism in Eukaryota, Metazoa, Arthropoda, Insecta, Coleoptera, Chrysomelidae. The record is from the annotation of a GenBank genome assembly.
AUGGAUUUCAUGAUCGGGGGUUUGGCAGCCGGCGGCGCCACCCUAUUCAGCAACCCCUUCGACGUGGUGAAGACGCGCAUGCAGCUGCAGGGCGAGCUGAAGCCCCGCGGCCAGCACCAGGUCAUCUACAAGAACACCAUGAAGGGCGGCUACGUCAUAGCCAAGACCGAAGGGGUCAGGGGCCUGCAGAGGGGCUUGGCGACCGCUUUAAUGACGCAAAUCGUCAGGGACAGCACCAGAUUAGGUCUGUACCAGUGGUUUCACAAAAACGGUUAUUUAACCGACGAUAAUGGCAAAACUAUACUUUACAAAAGCGCCGUAGUGAGCGCUGCUACGGGAGCUGCUGGUGCCUUCUUGAGCAGCCCUUUGUUCUUGAUAAAAACCCAAUUGCAAUCGCAAGCGGCCCAGAAAAUCUCAGUAGGCACCCAACACGGUCACAAAGGACUCCACGCCGCUUUCAGGACAAUCUACAAGGACGAAGGAAUUUUUGGGCUCUGGAGAGGCGGCGUGGCGACUUGCAUGAGAGCUGUGGUGGGUUCUUCAACGCAAUUGACCACAUUCGCCAUUAGCAAGGACCUGUUGAGGGAGUACGAAUUAUUCUUGAGGUAUCCCGUUGUAGCUUCCUUCGUUGCUAGCAUUAUUUGCAGCUUUGUCCAGUGUGUACUAAUGAACCCUUUCGAUCUGGUCUCAACCCGACUGUACAAUCAAGGGGUGGACAAAAGCGGUAAAGGCGUCCUGUACGAUGGCCUUGUGGAUGCUUACAUUAAAAUCUUUAAAAAUGAAGGAUUUAGGGGAUUUUACAAAGGCGUUACGGCUAGUUACGUGCGAUUGGCCAGGCACGGUACUUUCUGUUUGGUAUUUUGGGACGUCCUGAAGGAUUUGCAGGAGAAAUACAUCGAUAAACCCAAAGACCCGACUCGCAACAGUUGA